AUUCAAGUAAAAAAAUCAUGUGUAUAAAUCGCAAUAACAAAAAGAAGAAAUAAAAUAUAAGAUUGUGAGAGUGAGUGGAAUCUAAAUGGGCGUGAUGAUAGGCGGAGUUUAAGUCCCCUAUUUUUUCACCUUAGCGACAAACCGAAGAUGAGUCAAAAAAAUAAAGUUGAUCCUGAAGACUAAAUUAUGUAGAAAUUUAUAUUGUGACUAGUCCUUCCAUUCCAUUUCCCUUUACUUAGAAUUACCCCCUCUCGCUAGAUUCGAAAUGCACAUACUGUUUCAUUGCUGCACGUGCUAGUCACACCGAAACAAACUCCUGGUAGUAGGAGAGAUUCGAGGAUGCCAGUCUUUCCUCAACCACGAUACUGAAGAGAUCCUUUGACACGAUCCGAUAUUUUUUAGCUUUCGUCUAAACUUUUUACGUCGACUAUUUAUUUUUUUUUAAUCUAAUUUAAUUUAUUUUAUUGAGUGUGUGUAAGUUUUUUAAUUUAUUAACUAAGUGCAGUGAUUCAAUAAUUAUAAAUUAAUUUAUUUAUUCGGAGAUCCCAUUGAAACGGAAAUAAAUUUACAGUAAAAAGUGCUUGAAAAUGUUUGACGUUAAAAUGAAGAUGGAAAUUCAGAAUGACGAAAGAUCUUUGGACUCGAUCAGCCCUAGUAGUAUAUCAAGUGUAAAAAAGGAACUAAUAAAUAACAAUAAUAAUAAUAAUUUUAAUAGUACUGGAGAAUCAUUAGAUAAUGAGAGUAUUGACAUGAACUGUGGUGGAUGUGGUGAAAGUAUUAAUGAACGAACAGUGCUUUGUGUUGGGGGUAGAAGUUGGCAUUCUAAAUGUCUUAGAUGUUGUAUUUGUGCUCGAUCACUUAACGAUCAACAGUCAUGCUUUCUUAGAGGGAUGAAAUUUUACUGCCGGCAUGAUUAUUUGACGUUUGGAAUAAAAUGCGGCAAAUGUGACCGAAGUGUUGGAGCUGGAGAUUGGAUACGCCGUGCGAAAGAACAAGUUUAUCAUUUGGCUUGUUUCGCGUGCGACGCUUGUUCCAGGCAACUUUCCACUGGAGAACAAUUUGCGCUGUUGGAUAUGCGGCUACUCUGUAAGUCCCAUUAUCUGGACAUAGUAGAGGGAAACAAUACCUCGUCUUCGGAAGACUGUGAUUCGGAAAACGGCGGAAAAGGCAGCAAAACUAAACGAGUGAGAACGACAUUUACAGAAGAACAGCUUUCUAUUCUUCAGGCUAAUUUUCAGCUUGAUAGUAAUCCUGAUGGCCAGGAUCUUGAAAGAAUCGCUCACGUUACUGGGCUCAGUAAAAGAGUUACACAAGUUUGGUUUCAAAAUUCUAGAGCUAGGCAGAAAAAAUACAGCGGGAAAGUCAAAACACAAAUGCAUCAAUCGUCGCCAGUAUUACAUCACCACCCAAGUGAUCUUUAUUCCGGAGGCAUCAACAUAGGCACUUACUUCACCGGGUACCAGGGUAGCAGCACCAGCAGUGAGAGUCCCGACAGCCCCCUGACACCCUUGACACCGUUGACGCCGUUGACCCCAACAACGCCUACCCAUUUACAGCAAUUCUUCCACUAAGGGAUAUAAUUUACGAGUUGCCCUCUAUUUCAAUCCAUCCUAUUCUCAAUCCGAUCCCGACCACUAUUUAUCCGUAAAAAUCAGAGCUCAAGACGGUAAAUACCUCUACUUCUCUCAAUAAAUCCCCGCUGAGACUAUUUCUUGUCCGGUUCUACUUCAGCAAAAUACUUUCUAGAGCACAAUUGUUUCGGAACGCGCCAGGUAGCUUCAACUCUUUUAAAACUCAAACACACACGUCUCAAAAAUACUCUGCGGGAAAUAAAAAAAAAAUCUAAAUUCACGAAACUACUCUCGUUAAAAUAUCUUUGCCUAUUUUUCUUCUAUCAUAUAUUAUAUAUUUGUAAAUAUAUUAUUGCGUUUUUUAUAAAUUCUAUGGCAUUAUUAAUAGCUGUGGAUAAUGAUGCAUUGUGUAUUAUAUUUAUAUAUUAUUCU
This is a messenger RNA of Cotesia glomerata, 2003 nucleotides long. Its product is annotated as LIM/homeobox protein Awh-like. Gene Ontology annotation, cellular component: nucleus. The transcript is spliced from 5 exons. Gene Ontology annotation, biological process: neuron differentiation; regulation of transcription by RNA polymerase II. Lineage: Eukaryota; Metazoa; Arthropoda; Insecta; Hymenoptera; Braconidae. Gene Ontology annotation, molecular function: RNA polymerase II transcription regulatory region sequence-specific DNA binding; DNA-binding transcription factor activity, RNA polymerase II-specific. The record is from RefSeq and is a predicted model, not a curated record. The coding region runs from base 588 to 1571 and encodes 327 amino acids.